Messenger RNA from Pteronotus mesoamericanus, 480 nucleotides. RefSeq names its product angiogenin (gene ANG). Gene Ontology annotation, biological process: antimicrobial humoral immune response mediated by antimicrobial peptide; antibacterial humoral response; innate immune response. Lineage: Eukaryota; Metazoa; Chordata; Mammalia; Chiroptera; Mormoopidae. The record is from RefSeq and is a predicted model, not a curated record. Gene Ontology annotation, molecular function: nucleic acid binding; RNA nuclease activity.
AAACACUGACAAGUGAACAGGAGCCUCUGUUGGAAAAGAUGAUUGAUAAUGGGCCUGGGUCCCCUGUUGUUGGUCUUCAUGCUGGGUCUGGGUCUGACCCCACCCACCCUGGCUCAGAAUGACUACAGGUUCACCUUCCUGACCCAGCACUCUGAUCUCCAACCAAGUGGCCAGGGUGACAGAUACUGAGAAAUCAAGAUAGUGAGAUGAGGCCUGGUUUCACCCUGCAAAGACAUCAACACCUAUAUUCCUGGCACCAAGAAAAAUAUCAGGGCCAUCUAUGAAGAUAAGAAUGGGGAACCUUACAGAGAAACCUUCAGAAAAAGCAUAUCAUCUUUCCAGGUCGCCACUUGCAAACACGUAAGACAUUCCUCCCAGCCUCCCUGCCAGUACAGAGCCACAGCAGGGUUCAGGGACAUUUUUGUUGCCUGUGAACAUGGCUUGCCUGUCCCCUUUAAUGAGUCCUUUUUCCAUCCAUAA